AGUGCAUGUCAGGAAUCAGUAUCCACUGUACUGCAAUGGAGAAAUAAACAAAAAAAUUGUGGAAGGAGGAUGGAAAACUACUUUUUUUGCUGAAUUAAUUGUUUCGCCAUACUGUUCGACAAGAUACGGAAAACAAAACAUAGCCGUUUCAUCGUCGUUUUUAGGUGUAUGAUAGUGUUUUGUUGAUUUUGGGCUAUCAGUAUUUCAGCAUCAUGAAACACUUUGCUCAUCCGGCAGCUUUAGCUUACUCCAUGACCACUCUCGGCGCUGCCAUGAUGAACAGCAUCUUUAGUUUCUAUUAUGUGAAACUCUUCUUGAACAAGUACAAAAUAUCAGAAGGAGCCUUUCAUCAGUCACAGGUGGUCUAUAUGAUCUGGAAUGCCCUCAAUGACCCCCUGUUUGGCUAUCUACAAGACAACUCACGCAUAGAGUGCUGUGCGCGGCGGAGGCUCUCCAUUUUAUACGGGGCUCCCCUGUACUGUCUGUCAUUCUUGCUAGCAUGGUUUCCAUGGAGGACGUAUGAGGCGGGUGAUUGGCUGAGCGGCAUACAUCUAUCUGUGACCCUUUGUGCUUUCGAUGGCAUGCUGACAUUCGUGUUAUUAGCUCAGUGUGCCCUCUUUGCAGAAAUCUCAGGACACCAUCAGAGCAGACUGAGACUGAUUAAAUACAGCCAGGUCGCAUCUCUGGUGGGUUCUUCUAGCGUUCUCUUCAGUGGCCUCAUCUCCAAAAACAUGGAUGACUUUGCAGCCUUCCAGGCCUUCAGUGUGCUGAUAGCCGUGCUAGCGUGCGGUUCCAUGUUAUACACAGGCUUUCACAGCGAAAGUCGAUUUGAUAGCAAAACCUCGGAUACAAAUUCCCAGGGUCUUCAGAAACCAUUGCUCUCAAUGUCAUCUGUUCUCUCCAUGACCUGGCAGAUCCUUACCCACAGAGACUUCCAGCUCUUUGUAAUCAUGAACUUUUUCCAGGUCUUCAUGGUGGCUUUCUGCAAUAACUUCACCAUUAUUUUUGCAGAGCAUCUCAUUCCUCAGGAUGUCUUGCCAACGCUGGCCAAGAGCGUCAUGUAUGGAGCAGGAUUCAUCUGUCCUCAGUUGUUGGUUUUGUGCAGCCAGAAUCUUCUCGAGAGGUUUGGCUACUACAGACUGAUUCUCAUCACCUUCUACGUGGAGGCAGGAGCUGCUAUACUCAUGCUACUUUUGGGUCCAAGCCACUACUAUUUCCUUGCAUUGUUCCUCACUGGUAACAUGGUCCUGGUUCAGGCGGCCUUCAGUCUUUUCAAUUUGCCACUGGCUGACAUCAUUGACUCUGACCUUCAGAAAUACAAGCGCAGUUCUCCUCUGUCAUCUAUGGUGUUUGGGACCAAUGCGCUUUUCACCAAGCCGGCUCAGUCUCUGGCCCCUAUGCUGGUCGUGUCCAUCCUGAACCAAUAUGGCUACGCAGAAAUCAAAGAUGCUGGGAAAAAUGCAGACCCAAGUACUCUUCAGUCCCUGCACAGCACCAUGUUUUACCUGGUGUGUGUGGUACCAUUGUGUGUCACAGCUCUGCAGGUGCUUGCAUGGAGGCCAUUCUCCAUACGAGACACACAUACCUUGGACUCUAAGUAUAUAGAUGGAUGAAUCUGAGCUCAUUUUAUUGUGUCUGUAUUAAACUUUAAUGUGCAAAACUUUGCACUAUACAUUUUGAUUCUUAUUCAAAACAUGACAGACUUAAGCAGUUAUUUAUAGAUAAAUCAGGUGCCAGGGGUCUAUGUUUGUUGGUUUUGAGGUUUGUGUUGUUAGAAGUGUUGGUGGUCAUCUUAUAUGGGAAUUACAUGGGAAUUCUUUGAGGAACAUUGAUUAGAUUUACAGAAAUGUAAACUUGUCAUUUAUGGAUACUGAUGUAUACUGGAUCCAGUUUCCAACAGUAGUUCUAUUUAAUACUUGACUAAAAAUAGAAAUGAAGAAGAAUAGAGAUGACUUUAUUUUUUAUAAGAAGAAAUAAAAUGUGGAUGCAUAUGAAUAUCAGUUAUGUAGGAAAUCUUUUGCCAGUCAGUGAUACAGGUUAGAGGUCAUACACAAAUGUCUGACCAGAUUCAGAAUUCAAAAGUCUUUUGAAGUGUUGCGUUAUAUUUUUUCAUAAGACAUAUCUUUACUGUAGCACAAAAAGGUGCCAGGAUGCUUUUUAAGCUGCUGUGGUAAUAUUAUUUUUCAUUUGGCAAUCGGAUGACAACUUCAAAAUGGAGUUAAAUAAUUAACUUUUUCUUAAAAGAAAAAAUUAUGAGUAUAAUUGAAUUGAGUUUUUACCAAAGCUGGAAAAUAAAUGCAUAAACAUAUUUUUUUCAAAUGAGUUGAACUAUUUUGUUAAAUUUUACAUUUCCUGAUAUGACACAAUUCAUUUAUUUGUCUGGUUGUUGUUUUUCAAUAAAUCUGGCUUUA
Molecule: messenger RNA, 2411 nt
Organism: Triplophysa rosa
Lineage: Eukaryota; Metazoa; Chordata; Actinopteri; Cypriniformes; Nemacheilidae
Gene: mfsd13al
Product: major facilitator superfamily domain containing 13a-like
Exons: 6
Coding region: 213-1613 (466 amino acids)
Source: RefSeq, a predicted model, not a curated record